ACUUCCGCUGACUUCCAGCACCGAGUUACGGCGCCUCCGGCCAAACACGAUCGCGCUUGAACGACAAACACAGCGAAAAGCGGGUACAUUAGAUAAGCAAACGGGGCCGCAUUUUUAGACGCGCAAACUGGGGUCGCCCGCUAUGUAUCACGUUACGCGGUGGGCUUGCAGCGAGCUUAGAGGUCACCCGUAAACAGAAAUGCAAAACAAACCGUUCUGGUGACCGUGAGGAGGGAGGUCUUGCUUGGGGUUUCAAAGAAUCUGGCCAGCUCUCCCCACUGCCGAGCGCUUUGUUUACAGAGCUGCUGGCAAAGUCACGGUCACGGCCAUGAGCCCACGGUGGGUCCAGCUCACUCUGGAGGAGCGUACGGGAAAGCUAUAUAAAACCGGGUGGCGCCAACAGGUGCCUGGUUUAAUUAGCGCACGAUCGAGCGCCAGCUUGAUCCAGUGAACUUUCGGGGUGUGAAGGGUGAUGAGCAUAAUGUGCACGAUAGUGUCCGUCGUUUUGGCCAGCACACUUCUGCUGGCAUCGAUCGCUUUCAUAAGCGCAAGCAGUACGGCGGACGGUGGGCAGCACCAACCCGGGGACCAGCAGCUGGCAAACCAUGACCCGAACGAACAGGGCGACAUUUGGGAGCUCAUAUCGGCCGCAUCCUUUCCACCGCAGAGCUCGGCCGACCGGAUGCGACGCUACGAUCGCUACCGGGGCAGGGCGCACUCGCACCGGGAAGAGGACGAUCCGCUGCAGGCCGAAAACAGCCACGUGGUGGUGCAGGUUUACUCGGUCGAUUCGGACGAGCAGCAGCUGGGGAACGAAUCGUCACCAGCGUCGAUCGGCACACCGAUCCGCUCACUGAAGGUGGAGAACUACGCGACGCCCAAGGAGCAGAUGGACGGCAAACCGACCGAUCGGGUCGAGCGGAAGGUCUUUCCACCGGUGCGCAACGUGCAGGAAAAGCUGGACAAGGUGAUCUCCUCCGUCGAGCAGCCGGAACAGCCGGAGGAACUGCUCUCGGAACGGUUCUUUAUCGACGAUGCCGCUACGAAGCAACAGAAGGGACCGAACGGUGGACGGUAUGGCGGUGGCGGCAAUCCAUUUGAUGGUCAAACGGAUGUAGAGAGUUUCGAAAGGGAAAUGGAACAGAUGCCGCUGAAGCAGGGCAAAUCGGCGUACGCCAACUCGGCACCCUUUUUCGACUACGGCGACCACACGAGCCAGCGGAUGUUGGACGAGUUCUUUGCGCUGCGCAACCAGGACACGCUGGCGGCCCGCCGCUCCAACUACGACUGGGGCGAGGGACAGCUGCGGUCGCGCACGCUCGAGGACAUCGAAGCCCAGGGCCGUCGGGUGGCGGCCGGGAGAAGGAAACCGUCCGGAGACUACCAGCGCGAGGAGGACAUGAGCUACGAUCGCUACGCAGACUAUGCUGCCUCCCAACAGCGUGCCGGUACGCAGAAGCUGGGCCGCAAGCAACGGGCGACACCGUCAACGCACGGCCAAACGCACGUCCUCAACAAGGUGCCGAUCGUGGCGUUCGAUGGUGAUGGAUCACUCGCACCCAUGUCAGGCCAGCGCUCGCAGCAGUUCGAACGGUCCCGGUUCCACUACUCGCUCCCGUCGAUGGUGUACAACCCGUACGCCGCCUGGGAUCCGUACCAUCUGAACAUGUUGCGGUGGCCGCAGUGUGGCGCCUGCCAGCAGAACGCGCGCGCCCUCUGCACCAAGUGUGGGCUGUGUGCGGAUUGCUGUGCGCACAGCAAGUGCACCUGCGGCUGCCUGAAUGGCUAGUUUAGGAGUUGGUUCCGGUUUAGUUUUAGACUUCCGCCACACACUCACAUACACACACAAAAACAAACAGCAACAAACACAUCGAGGCACACUUUGAGACACGGGGAAAGCACAGCGUUUCGAUACGUUACCACUUUCGCCGGUACUUGAAGUUGUCCUCCAGCCAUUUCCAAAACAUUGGAGCACAAUUUGGAACAACGUGUUUUUUCUGCUUAACUUAUUACACUUAAUUUAAACACAAUCAUUUGGAAACGGAGCGUUGUUGUUGAUUGCACCGCGACGACGGGCCACAAACACUAUUUUGACAGACGAUAUGUUUUGGGGCAGGACGCGCACCAGCGACGGCUGCUUGGAUCAAGAAAAGUGCGGAGGGUUCCCUUUUUUCCCUUUUGCAACACAACACAACACCCCAAAAAGGAACACCUCAGCAAGCCGUUCAGUCGCAGACGUGCUGUGGGUGGAAGUGCGCGGCUUUGAUGCUGUAACUUAAUCCGCGGUGCAUUGUGCGUCGAUGCGCAAGACACAACACGCAGCAGUUUUGUAAUGUAGCGGGGGCGAUAUAACGUUACAUACGGCAACUGCUGAUGUUUAGGUUAAGCUUUCUUUUUAUUCUUUUUCUUUUUUUAAAUUCAUUUCACGUGUGUUUUAUUCCAUCGAAUGGCAUGUAAUGCGAUAUUCUUUUCCGUCCUGUUUGCCGUCGGUCCGCCUUGGUGCUAGGAAAGGCCGCAAAAUUGGGUCAGCGUGGCUGGACCACCAGUUGCAAUCAAAAUAAAUUAUACCGUACAUGCUAGCAA
This is a messenger RNA of Anopheles coluzzii, 2583 nucleotides long. RefSeq lists its product as uncharacterized. Lineage: Eukaryota; Metazoa; Arthropoda; Insecta; Diptera; Culicidae. The transcript is spliced from 3 exons. The coding region runs from base 473 to 1789 and encodes 438 amino acids. The record is from RefSeq and is a predicted model, not a curated record.